AUGCGCGCCUUCCUCCCCCAACCAAGGCUAUUUGGAUUAUUACAUGCCCGAAAGUUUGCGACGGCUGUGAACACGGCCCCAAAGCUCCGCAGUCUCACACCGUCAGCCUCGGAACGCGCGGCGGGUAGGUUUGGACCAGCCAACUUGCUACUCGCACUCGAAGCUUUGCAUCAGGAUGGCAUUGUCGAGAUUACAGAUGUUGUCAAUGAGAAUCACCUUGAUGCUUUGAAUGAGAGGAUGAUCCCGGAUGCGUAUACACUUCGGGAUAUGAGGGAGAGCCCAUAUAACUACAACCGAGGAAAUAUUCAACAAGAUCCACCGCCUGAGCCUUCACUAUUCUUCCGGGACAUAUUUCUCAACCCGUUUGCACUCCAAGUUAGCAACGCAGUCCUAGGAAAUCGCCCCAAAAUGACGUUUUGUAGUGGGAAUACAGCAUUAAAGUCGACAGAUCGGCAACCAGUUCAUACUGAUGCAGAUUUUGCUCAGCCAAGCCCCUUACUUGCUGACCCAGAUUUUGUUGCUGGGGAUACUGUACACAAUAUUGUGGAAUGUGCCGGGGGUUUGGGCCAUCCAGACCGAGGUACAAUGGAAUGUGCCGGGGGUUUGGGCCAUCCAGACCGAGGUACAAGGUCUGGGUGGCCCGAACCCCGGCACGGACAAGCUUGGGGGUCCAGGGGUCUCCCCUGGUCAAGCCCUAGCCGAGGGACGAGGCUGGGGCGAGAAGGUCCCGAGCAUAGGCGAGGUGUGCGCUGGCCGCCACAGGCGGCGUCUGCGUGUCAACUCAAACCAUGUACCGUCCGCCAUUUCCAUAGGGUCCAGGACCUCCUGGCCGUCGGAGACGCCCGCCCCGGCAAGGGGCAUAUAUUUGCCGAGUAUAUCUACUCACGAAACUAA
This is a messenger RNA of Rhizoctonia solani, 894 nucleotides long. RefSeq names its product phytanoyl-CoA dioxygenase. Bases 1 to 894 code for a protein of 297 amino acids. NCBI's taxonomy places the organism in Eukaryota, Fungi, Basidiomycota, Agaricomycetes, Cantharellales, Ceratobasidiaceae. The transcript is spliced from 5 exons. The record is from RefSeq and is a predicted model, not a curated record.